AUGUUCACCACUUCGACUUAUAUACCUUAACAUCUUCUCUUCUAAGGUCCUAAUAAAGGUAUGUUGUUAUAUAUACAUAUAUUAAGUUGAAAGUGGUAUUGGGCAAAAUGAAAAAAGAAAAGCAAUAGAUCAUUAUUCAUAUGCAAUAGAUUAGGAAAUAGGUAAAGGAUUCAGUAGUAGAGUUUAUAAAGGAAGAGAUGAAAGAACCUUAGAGAAUGUAGCUAUUAAAGUACAAUAAUAUCUUUGUUUUAGGUGAUUGACAUGAAGAAGUUGAAGUAAUCAAUACAUACACAAUUAUUAAGAAAUGAAAUCAAAGCAUUAAAAUCCUUCAAUCACCAAAAUAUUCUUAAGCUUUUUGAUGUAUAUUAAACUGAAAAUAAUACUUAUAUAAUCACAGAAUUUUGUGAUUCGGUAAUUAUCCUGAUUUUAUGAAGGGAGAUCUAGAAAAAUUUUUACGAAAAAAUUUAAAAAUCAAAGAACCAGAAGCUAUUAGAAUAUUAUAGGCAAUAGUUCAUGCAAUAAAUGAAAUAAAUAUUAAAGGUUUUAUUCACAGAGAUAUUAAACCAGCUAAUAUACUUUUAAGCGGAAAUCAACCAAAAUUAGCUGAUUUUGGAUUUGCUAUACCUAUUUGGUAAGCUAGAAUUUAGUAAAGAAAUAUCAAUGUAGGUACUCCUUUAUACAUGUCGCCAUAAGCACUAGGACAGUAGGAUUAUUCAGAAAAAGGAGAUGUAUGGGCUGUAGGAGUCGUAUAUUUUGAGAUGCUUUUUGGUAAAACAUUUUAAAAUUUAAUUAGGUAGAACACCUUUUAUAGCUUAAUCAGAAGCAGCACUAUUAUAAAAUAUACUUAAUUAAUAAUUAAUUAUACCUUAAACACCAUUAGUUUCAGAGUUAUCAAAAGAUUUCAUUAAAAAAUGCUUAUAAAAAGAUGAUUGUUCAAGAUUUAAUGUAAAAGAUAUGUUUGAACAUAAAAUUAUAUAAUCAAAAAGUUUUUAUUAUAGUUUUUUAUAGGAAGAUCCUUUUUAAGAUAUAACUAAUAUUACUUAAUCUAUUAACAACUCUUAAAUAAAGAAGAAUAAAAGAAGCUAAACUUAAAAUUUAAAAAGAAAUUCAAACAAAGAUUAUAGCACUCUUUAAAUUGAUUUAGAAGGAUGGAAUGAAAAAUAAUAUGUUUAAUAAGAAGUAAGUUAAAGAUCAUCAAGUUAAAAUUAGAUGUAAUUACCAUAAUAAAAAUUAAAGCAUUCUUUAAAUACAUAAUUAAAUAAUAAUAAUAAUAAUAAUAAUAAUAAUAAAAUUCAAUAAAAUCAUUAAUUAAGUGCUUAAUUUAAAGCUAAUAAUGAAAUUCUGUUAUUUUAUUUAAACUAUUGUAGAUACUUAUUUAAGUUUUCAUUACAUUUAGCCAAUUCUAAAUUUUUUUAAUUUGAAAUCAGAGAUAAAAUUUUGCUUAUCUUAGGAAAAUGUAUAGUCAUUAAAAUCUGUUAAUUAUCUUAAAUUUUAGAUAAAGAAAAUAAACUAGAUAAUUAAUUUUAACUUUUAGAAUAUGAUAAAUACAAACAAAGUGAAUAAUAUAAUGAAUUUUGUUCAGCAAUUUCUGAAUAUUAAAUAAAAUAUAUGAAGCAUUUUUAGAAUACUUUGGUAUAAGCCAUUAAAAAUAGUAAAUUGUUUUAUUUUAAUAUAAGAUUUUUAAAUCGAUCCAAUAAUUGGUUCUUCUUGUAAUGAUUGUCUAAAUGAGAGUAAUACUGUUUAUGAAAUAGCUUUGUAUUAUUUAGAUAUGGGUCUUAAUAAAUUAUUAUUAAAUUUAAAUUAAAUAACAGUACUAAGAUAAUCUGAUAAGAUAGUAAAUUGUGAAGUAAAAAUUUAAUAAUUUUAGCCAAAAUAAAUUUUAUUUAUUAUUGAAGGAUUGAACAAUUGUAAAGAAUUAAUUAUGAUGAUUUAAUAAUGUAAAUACGAUUUUGGAAAAUUGUAAAAUAGAUUCUCAUUUGAUAGAAUAAUGAAACAGAAAGUAGAUCCAAUUAAUUAUAAUUUAUCAGAAUAAUUAAGUUAAAAUCAAUUUUGA
Molecule: messenger RNA, 2053 nt
Organism: Paramecium pentaurelia
Lineage: Eukaryota; Ciliophora; Oligohymenophorea; Peniculida; Parameciidae
Source: the annotation of a GenBank genome assembly